AAAUGCUGUGACAUCGCCACCACACACCAUAAUUGAACUUUCAAACAAAGGUCUGGCCGAACACAUUCCGCUUCGAUCACCUCGUAAAGACGGCAGGGCCACAUCCCAAAGGCUGUGCGGAGCAGUGCUGACAGACUGGAAAUGCCGAGGCCUCCCCAGCUGUUGCAGUAGCAGCAUCGAGCCUCACGGGGCUAUUUAGUCCUCAUGAUGCCUCGCUCUUGCCAUGCAUUUCACUUUUUCAUUCACUACAAAAGUCAGUUCACACACACUCACUCACUGAUCGGCGAUUGACCAAUACGUUUCCUUUACAACCACUAACCAACACAAUCGCUUGAAACACUCUUUACCCAGCAUGCUUAACUCUCUUCUAUCAGCAGUUGCUGCUACAGCCUUACUCUCCUCGUCCCUCGUCUCUGCCGCCCCAUUCAGCUCUCACGAUGCCCGCAACCCAAGUCCCCAAUGGUCCGACUGGCAGGGCGAGGGUAAAGAAUGGGGUCAACCUUGCAACUCCGAGACGGUCAGAACGCGGGUUGACUUCAACAAAAUGGCCCCAGCCGACCGGAAAGCCUACACCGACGCAGUCAAGUGCCUGAUGGCUCAACCCUCUCAGAUCGACAACUCGGAGUACCCAGUCGCAGUCAACCGCUACAUGGACUACGCGACCAUCCACGUCAACCGGACCCAACAUGUCCACCUUGACGCUUUCUUCCUCACAUGGCAUCGCUACUUCCUGUUUCUUUAUGAGACCGACCUCCGACAGACCUGCGGCUACGAAGGCGCCUUCCCCUACUGGGACUUCGCCUCGACCGCCUCCGACCCAACGUCGUUCCCCAUCUUCGAUGGCUCUGAGUACUCCAUGUCCGGCGAUGGCGUGUACAAUAACACUGGCCCCAUCGUCCUUGGCCCAUCGCUGACGAUCCCACACGGCGCCGGCGGUGGCUGCGUAACCACAGGCCCAUUCGCCGAUAUGAUCGCACCAAUCAAGUUCAUCGACCCUUCGUACCUUUUCAACGGCACACUACCAGAUGGCGCCUUCGACUACAACGACAUCUGUCUUAUGCGCGAUAUCAACGCCUACGUGUCCCAGACAUAUACGAACGAAGACCAACUCGUGGCUGCCGCCCACGCCGCCAAUGCCAGCGAGUUCGAGUACCUCCUCAACGGUGUCAUAGGUAGUGCCAGUCUGGGCAUCCACUCGGGCGCGCACUUCAGUGUCGGCGGGCAAAUGGACAGCAUUCACGUCUCCGCUCAAGAUCCCAUCUGGUAUCCCCUCCACACCAUGAUCGACAGAGUCUACACGAGCUGGCAAAUUAACUACCCCGACUUGGCCAACACGUUGGACGGUAGCACCGGAACUGCGCUUAACGUGCCUCCCAGCCCCGUCGUCACGCUCAAUACCACCGAGCCUGAUUGGGGAUACUUCCAGCUCAAUCCCAUCCAGGUUCAGGACUUGAUCAGCACGACGGCUGGUCCUUUCUGUUAUCAGUACGAUAAUGUCAUCUCAUAAAAGGCUUGAGCUUGCCGGCACGCAACACCACAGGCACGGAUGUAUUUGUUAUUCAUAGCGUUUGUUCAUAUUAUUAGUUGGGAUACCAGGAAAUGCGGCGGCGGAAACGAGAGCGAUUGGGGCUCUACCAGUUACCAGCAGUAUCAUGUCUAAUGUGUAAAUAAAAGUCGUUGCAUCCUGAAAAACAAAAUACCAAUUUAUUUUUCAAUUCUCA
Molecule: messenger RNA, 1721 nt
Organism: Exophiala viscosa
Lineage: Eukaryota; Fungi; Ascomycota; Eurotiomycetes; Chaetothyriales; Herpotrichiellaceae
Product: tyrosinase
Exons: 1
Coding region: 353-1507 (384 amino acids)
Molecular function (GO): oxidoreductase activity
Source: RefSeq, a predicted model, not a curated record